AUGUCCGCUUCAAAGAAGCAGACCUUCCGCGACAUCGACCUCGUCACCCUCGUCGGCUCCAGCAGCAUCCAGAUCCGCUGGGGGCCCGCCGACAUUAUGGCCAUCGAGGCACACCUCGCCCGCCACCGCCUCCAUCUGGGCAACUACGGCACGCUCUACUUUUUCGAGAUCCUCAACCUGCUCCUCGCUCGCGACGGCCUGAGCAACGAAGCCGACCCCGAGGCCACCCUCAUCAUCUCUCCCAAGGUGAAGUCCUCCCUCCAGUACCGCCUCAAGAAGCUCGCCAAAGAGGGCCACGUGGAGCUCGCCCGCGGUCUGCAGAACCAGCAUACGGCGCGCUGGGAGGCGUACACUAGUUCCUGGGCCAAACCGGGAUGGGAUGGUUGCAAACAGGCGCCGCUGCAACUCCCGCCGACGCCGCCGCGGGAUGUUGAUGAUGAGGAUGAGGAUGAGCCGAUGCCCUUCCCCCUUGUCGAAGACGCAGAAGAAGUCGUCGCGCCCCUUGUCCAGACACUGUCAUCCCCGCCUGCGACUCCGCGCCUCCGCCCCCAGCAGGCCGCCAGCGAGCCCUGGCUCGACGUCGCGGGUUUCGGGUCCCAGCCCACGCUGGAGGAGAACCUGGCCGCGUUCGAGAUGCCCUCAUCGACUGCCGCUGCUCUUUUCGGUCUUCCCGCUUCACCACCGCCGCCGCUCCCACCGCGAACCUGGGAGCAGCAGCAGCAGCAUCGCCAGUGCCGAGCACUACCACAGACUCCGCCGCGCUCGUCCGCCAUCGCGGUGGUAGACAACUCCCCUCCUGCAGUCGUUGCCGCCACCCCGGCCAGUCCGCUCAGUGACCGGUACGUGGCUAUGGUGAGAGCAGCCGAGCAGCGUGAGCGUCACCGAACGCCGUUUCCCCGUCCUCCUCCUUCUCCUUCUCCUCCUCCUCCGCCGCCGCCACAGCAGCAGCAGCAAUUGCUGCUCCGCCACGAAGAAGAAGACGAGAGGCCCCGAGUACAACAAGACGAUCUCAUGCCCCCUAGAACCCAAACCCGAGCCCGAACUCAAACACGUCCGCGCAUGGUUGGCGCCGCCCCAUUCACCCUCUUCAGUGACCAGGCCAAGAUCUACAUCAAGAUGCACCGGUGUGCCCUGGUCGUGCUCCUGCUAACGGCUGGGGUCGCGGGCAGCAGGAUGAGCGAGGAUAAGAGGGAGGAGCUGGUGGAGGAGGUCAGGCAGCGCAUGAGAAUGCUUGCGGUGGCCAAUGCUGGGAUCGAGCGGCGGUUGGCGGCCAUCUCGUUGGUGCUUGCUUCGCCUCAGGAUGGCAGCACGGCGAUCCGGAAUCUGUAUCGUGUUGCUGGGGUUGAGUAUGCUGGAUGA
This is a messenger RNA of Colletotrichum gloeosporioides, 1359 nucleotides long. RefSeq lists its product as uncharacterized. The coding region runs from base 1 to 1359 and encodes 452 amino acids. The record is from RefSeq and is a predicted model, not a curated record. The transcript has a single exon. Lineage: Eukaryota; Fungi; Ascomycota; Sordariomycetes; Glomerellales; Glomerellaceae.